AAUGAAGAUCACUAAACCAAAUAUGAAAGGUAAUAGUACAUCUGUUAUGAUAUUGAAACAAAGUUUACUAACUUGAUCAUGGUUUGUUAGUCUGAUGUCAUUUUCGAUUAUCAAAUUGGUCAAUUGGUAAAGAUAACAAAACUAAGUGUAGAUUGCGAAAUAUAUUCUCACACUCUAACUCUUUGUUAUAUAUAUGCUGAGAUUUUGUAAAUUCCGGUUUAACAAUACUUUGAGAAACGAUUAGAAUUAAAUAGCGAAACGUCAGUAAAAACAAUUUCGUAUAGUUUUUCAUACAUUGGGAAAUACAAAAAAAUUAUUUUUAUUGUUUUCUGACAUAGUUAGGUGCGACCACCUUUCCUUACCAUUCGUCUCCGCAUAUCUCAUGUAAUUAUAAUGAAAUAUUGUCUACAAUAAUAAGACACUCCUGCUUUUUCUUCCAUAGACAUCAAAGCACGCCAAUGAUGCUUCAUCGGAAACGUCAGUAGAAUCAUCGUCAACCAAUGGUUCAGAAAUUAAAACAUCCCCAGAUUCACCAAAUUCAACUGAAGGUUUACAAGCCACUGAAAACACGGACGAGUAGUGCUGAAGUUUUUGACAAAGAAGGACAGAUUGAAAUUCUCUUAAGUCCAAAAUUCAGAUGUAGGAACUAUGACAUUUUCUUACAAGAUAUUUACAAGGUGCCGCAAUCAACACCAAAAUCACCUGCUGCAACUCGACGCCUUCCUACACCUCAACCUCACGCUCCGCGAAAACCACCGCUGCCACCAAUUUGUUUCCGAGUUAGGCGACCAUUUUAUUCAAAACCUCCCACAUCAAAGCACGCCAAUGAUGCUUCAUCGGAAACGUCAGUAGAAUCAUCGUCAACCAAUGGUUCAGAAAUUAAAACAUCCCCAGAUUCACCAAAUUCAACUGAAGGUUUACAAGCCACUGAAAGCACACGGACGAGUAGUGCUGAAGAUUUUGACAAAGAAGGACCGAUGGAAUUUCUCUUAAGUGCAAUAUUCAGAUCGAGACACUGUGACAUUGAAGAUAUUUACAUUGUGCCGAAAUUGAUGUGUGCCCAGUUGAUGUUUCUUUUGUUUUCGGCACUGUUAUAUUAUCCUAUUUGUAUAUGGUGGAGCGAUCUUCAAUUAUAACUGAUAUUAUGCCUUUGUUUUUCCAGUAAUUUAUUAAACAAUGUAUGACAUUUUUAUUACGUGACGUUGCUACGAAUUAUGGUCGUCGACUGCGUCUUGUCAUAUCAUUUUGGAUAUCCAAGAACUGCAGUGUAUGUGGUUUCAAAAAUAUUCAGAGAACAAUACCAGAAUGCCUAAACAUUGGAAGAAAACCUUGUUUAACUUUUGAGUAAAAUAAAUAGUUAUUUGUAUUCAUAUUGUUUCCAAUAGCGUUAACAUAAUUUUCGUCGUCUGUGGGCUUGAGCGUAAUCUCGGAAUGAGUGUCAAAUCUCAGAAAUCGUCACCUUCACUC
Molecule: messenger RNA, 1467 nt
Organism: Trichobilharzia regenti
Lineage: Eukaryota; Metazoa; Platyhelminthes; Trematoda; Strigeidida; Schistosomatidae
Source: the annotation of a GenBank genome assembly